This is a messenger RNA of Cannabis sativa, 1827 nucleotides long. Its product is annotated as biotin carboxyl carrier protein of acetyl-CoA carboxylase 2, chloroplastic. Gene Ontology annotation, cellular component: acetyl-CoA carboxylase complex. The coding region runs from base 524 to 1462 and encodes 312 amino acids. Gene Ontology annotation, molecular function: acetyl-CoA carboxylase activity. Gene Ontology annotation, biological process: fatty acid biosynthetic process. NCBI's taxonomy places the organism in Eukaryota, Viridiplantae, Streptophyta, Magnoliopsida, Rosales, Cannabaceae. The record is from RefSeq and is a predicted model, not a curated record. The transcript is spliced from 6 exons.
AAAACCAAAACGCAUUGGUACUCUAUGGAGGCAAAGUCUUUAAAGUUGGAAACCUAACCUUGUGUUCUCCUCUCUCAAUAAGUACAUUUACAUUUAUUUAACGUGUCUGACACAGAGAGAUGAAGUGUGAAUUUGCGUUAGUUCUGAGGUUCGUGGUUGUUUGUUGAGGUUAGUUAAAAGGGCGAUGUUGAUGGGUCUCAUUGUAAGUAUCGGAUUCACAAAACCCAAUAAUACUUAAAGUUAUAGAAUCAAUCAAACAGUUACUUCAAAGCCUUUUUGUUAAAAGUUUCGUAUAUAUCUUCGAUCCUAUCGCCGCCUACCCAAUUAAAUCUGUUUUCAGAUCAGAAAUAAAUAAUUAAAUUACCCUUCUUUAUUCUUCUUCUUCUUCCAAUUUUGGCUUGUUUUUGGUCAUUCUUUGGUAAACUCGGAUCUGGGGUUGUGGUGUUCUUGUUCCAUUACCAGUUCAUAGUUUGGUUUCUUCUAUUAAAAGGGUUGGUUUCAGUUUUGAGUGAGAACGACUACAAUGGCUACAUUCACGGUGCCCUGCCCCAAAGCGACGGCCUCUAACUCAUUGGGUCACCUUGGUUUGACGGUCAGGAAUUCUCUUCCUUUCCACCACCCAAGGCGGCUCACCUUUCAAAAUGCCGAUAAUGCAUCUCUCUCUUUCGGCUUUCAGUCUCAGAACAGUAAGCAGCCAGCUAUAUGGAAGGUGCAUGCUCAGCUAAAUAAGGUUGCUGUUGCUUCAAAUUCUAUCCCUGUACCUCCCCCAAAGUCUGCUAUCGAGUCACCGGAAGAGAAGGAUGAGUCUUUGGAAGAAAAUACUGCACAUAACAGUGUUCCUGAUCCAUCAUCAAUCGCGGCAUUCAUGGCUCAAGUAUCAGACCUUGUCAAGCUAGUGGAUUCAAGAGAUAUUAUGGAGCUGGAAUUGAAGCAGUUGGAUUGUGAGCUUUUAAUAAGGAAAAAGGAAGCUAUUCAACAACCAGCACCCCCGGCUGCCCCAAUGCAAACUCAUUAUCCCCAAGGCAUGUACCUAUCAGCACCGCCACCACAAGCCCCAACAUCUUAUGCUCCUCCUGCAAGCCCUCCUCCUUCCGCACCUGCACCUGUCUCACCUGCCCCUGCACAGUCUAGCAAGUCAUCUCACCCGCCACUAAAAUGCCCCAUGGCUGGUACCUUUUACCGGUCUCCUGCACCUGGGGAGCCACCAUUUGUUAAGGUAGGAGAUAAAGUACAGAAAGGUCAAGUCAUUUGCAUCAUUGAAGCCAUGAAGCUGAUGAAUGAAAUAGAGGCUGAUCAAUCUGGAACUGUAGCAGAGGUAUUGGCUGAGGACGGGAAGCCCGUUAGCGUGGACACGGUAACCUCUCUCUCUCUGUUCCGUCUAUUUAUAUGUAUUUUUAUCUCAACUACUGAUCUAAGCAAUAACCACUGUCCCAUGCAGCCUCUGUACGUGAUUAUACCAUGAGUAACUUGUUGGCUGAGAACCUUUCCAAACUUGUUCGUGCAAGUGCAAACACUGUUUCAUGAGUUUAGGUCUGCAACUGCAACGGUUAAUGUGUUGUAUUUUCACUUUUGUUAGUACGUUGUUUGUUUCAAGUAUUUAUUUUUAUUUAAUUUUCCGACAACAAACUUAUUAAUUUAAGAGUAUAAUAUGGCAAAAUGCUGAAUAUGUUGCGCAAUGAGUGAGUAAUGUUAAAUAUUGAAAUGGCAUUGACAGUUUUGGGUAGUGUAAUAAUUUUCUCUUCUUAUACAUCUCUUUUAUUGCGUGGCUUGUAAAUGAUAACAAUGAGCAUUCAAUUACUGAAUAUUAUACCUUUUAUUCAACAAAAA